AUGUCGUUCCGGCCAAUGUUCUCCCAGGUUGGUCCUUUUCCUUUCGAAAGGGAUGAUCUCUCUGUUAACGUGAUGCCCCCGUGGUUGCAGAGAAAGCCGAUCUACGAUGACCUCUCCACGGACAUUCCGGACCUGGACUUGCCCAAGAAAGCUGCCCCUGUUGCGCCUCAGCCGUCCUUGUCUCCUUCCUCGUCCUCAUCUUCUCCGACUCCCACAGAUAUCUUGACGGCCCAGAUACGGCAAGCCCGUCUCUUCCUCUACGAUCAUUCCCUUGCUGUCGAGAACUGCUUUAAUGACUUCCUGUCCCGGGCCUUGCACGUCGAGAAUGCUUUCACCAACACCGUCGCCUCGCUAGCGCCCUCCCCGGACUCCGGAGAGCGUUUGCUCCCUGGAGGAGUCUACGUGGUCGUUGCCGCCAUGGCCGGUUCGAUUGUGUCGCGCAACCGGGGGAUCCUCCUCCGUACCGCCUCGCCGCUUGCCUUUGGCACUGUUGCGGCCUGGACGCUUCUGCCGGUGACGAUGCGUAAUGUCUCCGACCUGGUGUGGGAGUACGAGAAGAAGGUUCCCGCCUUGGCGGAGCAGCACCUCCGUAUCCGGGAAAAGGCUGAGCAUAUCUGGUAUACGGGUAUCGCCCACAGUGGAAUGGCGCGGGCCAUGAUGGAAGAGAAGAUCGGUGAUACCCGGAAGAAGCUGGAGGAGCUGGUGAGCAAGGGCCAUUAA
Aspergillus tanneri is the source of this 720-nucleotide messenger RNA. Its product is annotated as MICOS complex subunit MIC26/MIC27. The transcript has 2 exons. Gene Ontology annotation, biological process: cristae formation. Gene Ontology annotation, cellular component: mitochondrial crista junction; MICOS complex. The record is from RefSeq and is a predicted model, not a curated record. Bases 1 to 720 code for a protein of 239 amino acids. Lineage: Eukaryota; Fungi; Ascomycota; Eurotiomycetes; Eurotiales; Aspergillaceae.